AUCCAGCCGUCACCAACUGUCACUCGCGAGAAACGUCCAGCACCUAACCAAUAAACGCUAUCAUAAGGAGGCUCGGAUGCACUCGACGCGCGGGUUUUAAACAAGAAAUUCCUCUGAUUUGCAUCGUGAAAAGCGACUUGCAGCGACAUGUCCGAUAAGGUAGACAGCAUCGUCGAUGGUGAUGCGGACGGCGGUGAUGACGUCGAUGACAUUGAUGAGGCUCAGGAGGAAGCUCUUCUGAAAUCUGACGAUGAUGACCCAAUGAACUCUGAUAAGGAGCUCGACGACGACGACGAUGAUUCGGAAGAAGAGCAGGACGAGGAAGAACGCCUGAUCAAGGAGUACCUGGAGACGCUGGGGCAGAUUGAUCAGAACAAAUAUGGUUAUGAGAACUACGUGCAGCUCAUCGAGAUAGCGCACAAACUAGCGGAUUUGGAGAAGAUUCGGCAGAGCUACGACCUGUUCUCUGCGGUCUACCCAGUCGCACCGGAACUUUGGCUGAAGUAUCUGAUGAUCGAGAACAGUUUGGCGUCCUCAGAGGCUGAAGUCAGCGAAUGCGAGAAGCUAUUCCGGAAGGCCCUCAAUGAUUACUACUGUCCUAACGUGGCAUUAGAGUUCGCCAGCUUUGCAGCAAAAUCACCGGACGCAGAGAAAAUCUGGGCUGAACUUCUUUCAGUCUACGCUCUCCAUACAAUGUAUGGUCGAAAAUUCGUUGAAAUCUGGAAAACUUAUGUCGACUCUAAAGAAAAUUCUCCUGAAAAUAUUAAACAUAUUGAGGAAACCUACACAAAAAUCCUCCGCAUCCCAAUGCACGACAUGGAAGAGACUUACAUAGAAUUCAAAAUUUUUGUCGAGAAAAAUGAACUAGGCGCCUCAACCAAUUGGGAACAAAUAGACAAAAAGUACAAUCGUGCUAAGACCCAUCUCCAAAAGAUGCUUCCAUUUGAAAACAAACUUUCAACCUUAGAUGCUAAAUUUCACCAAAACCGUGCCACCCUCUAUAAGGAAUACAUUCGCGAAGCAGAUCGAUUUGCUGAUGAGAAUGUCCUGCAAAUCCUCUACGAACGUAUGGUCACGGAAUGCUGUUUGAAUCCUUCAUGUUGGCUUGACUACAUCGCCUAUUUGGAGAAACGCGAGAAAUACAGUCGACCUGAAGAAUUGGAGAAUUUCCCAAUGUUCGAACAAUCUGCUAUGGAGGUGAUAAAUCGGGCACUGCGGAAUUGUACGUGGAGUGAAUUGUUAUUCAUACGUAAGAUGAGACUCGGCGAGAAGUUAGGAUUUGGCAAAAAUGAAGUGAAAGAAAUUUUCGAACAGGGGCUCGAAGCUGGUUUUCAAACUCCUGAACCGUUGGUGGCAUUAUGGCUGGAAUAUUUAUCAUAUUUGGCUAGGAAUACUAAUUUCGAUGAGGAGAAGGAGACUGAGAUUUUGAGAGCGAAUUUCAAUUUCGCGUGGACAUCACUCGGGAAACAAUGGGGAGUCCUGGCUGACUGUAACUGUGAGAUUUUGCAGCUGUGGGGUAAGUUGGAGUAUAGUAAACUGAAGGAUGCUGUCAAGGGAAAAGAAUUGUGGAAUACUGUUAUGGAAAGUGCUGAUAAUGCAACAAAAUCCGCUCUUUGGAUGGAGUUCAUUCAUCUGGAGUUGUCAAGAGGAGCAGACGCGGGGAGGAAAAUAUAUCGUAAGGCCCUGAACGCACAAACUGUUGAAGAUCCAUACACAAUUGCCUCAAGUUGGCUGCGAUUCGAACGUUGCAACGGGACGAUCGAGCAGAUCGCUGCGUGCCAAGACCAAUGUGAAACUAUUCUGAAACAAUUCGACUAUCAGAAAAGACAAUUAGCUGAGCGACAAAAAACAAAAGGUGACGAAAAGGGUGGCGGCAAAGCUGCAAAGAAACGUAAACCUGGCACAACUGUCGAAGAAAUAAGUCCAAAGAAAGGAAGGAGCGAGACGAAUGAGGCCAAACAAAUCAACAAUAGGAAAUCAGACCAGGCGUCAAUCAGCGGGAAAAGCGACAUGUCUGAUAUCGAUCCAAGCAAAGAUUCGUUGCGAGUGUUUCUAAGCAAUUUGGAUUACAAUAUCACUGAGGAUGAGAUCAAGGAGUGCUUACCCGAACUACAAAUUCUUAAAAUUCAUUUAGUUAAGUCACCAAACGGAAAAGGAAGGGGUUUCGGAUACGCGGAUCUUUCAUCUGAAUCUGAAGUGCAGAAGGCCAUUACCUUCGACCGAAGAAUGCUUAAAGGACGUCCAAUGUAUAUAUCCACAGUUCUACGAGAAAAGGAGCAGCGACAGAAAUUCAAAUAUUCAGAUAAUAUGGAGCUCAAGAAACUAUUUGUGAAAGGCAUACCUUACGAUUCAACCAACGAAGACUUACAAGAGAUAUUUUCGCCUUACGGACAAAUAAAGGAAAUCAGAAUAGUUUACCACAAGAGCGGGAAGCCGAAAGGCAUUGCGUACGUUGAAUAUGUCGACGAGUCUUCAGCAUCAACUGCUUUGAUGAAGCUCGAUCAAACUGAGAUAAACGGACAUAAAAUUUCUGUUGCUAUAUCGGCUCCUCCUCCUAAACCAGCGGAGAAAAAUGCGUCCAACAUGAAGAAGCUUUUAAGCUCUGUUGGAAUGAAAGCGAAUGUCAAUAGAGGUGAACAAAAACCACGACUGUCGUUCAUACCUGCAUCAGUGCGGAGAAAUGUCCUAAACGCUACAUCAGUAUCUACCAACGGCAAUGCGGCACCUAGUAUAAAACCCAAAUCGAACGAUGAUUUCCGUAAGUUAUUGAACAAUUAGAUUCCUACAGAUACUCUCUUUAGGAGCGACCAUGAGAUCCUUCAUCCACAUCCCAAAAUGGGAUAGAAACGUAAAGAUAAUAAAAAAAAAGUGUGUGAGUACUAUUAUUUUAUUUAAGCGAUCAGUUCGGAAUAAAACUUUA
Messenger RNA from Hermetia illucens (black soldier fly), 2920 nucleotides. It is a transcript of the gene Rnp4F, whose product is annotated as squamous cell carcinoma antigen recognized by T-cells 3. The transcript is spliced from 13 exons. NCBI's taxonomy places the organism in Eukaryota, Metazoa, Arthropoda, Insecta, Diptera, Stratiomyidae. Gene Ontology annotation, molecular function: RNA binding; protein binding. Gene Ontology annotation, biological process: RNA processing. The record is from RefSeq and is a predicted model, not a curated record. The coding region runs from base 148 to 2778 and encodes 876 amino acids.